Stegastes partitus (bicolor damselfish) is the source of this 4876-nucleotide messenger RNA. RefSeq names its product calcium channel, voltage-dependent, P/Q type, alpha 1A subunit, a (gene cacna1aa). Gene Ontology annotation, cellular component: voltage-gated calcium channel complex; membrane; neuronal cell body. The record is from RefSeq and is a predicted model, not a curated record. Lineage: Eukaryota; Metazoa; Chordata; Actinopteri; Pomacentridae. The transcript has 35 exons. Gene Ontology annotation, molecular function: high voltage-gated calcium channel activity. The annotation marks the transcript as partial. Gene Ontology annotation, biological process: calcium ion import across plasma membrane; chemical synaptic transmission.
AUGGCGCGGUUCGGAGACGAGGUGCCGGCCAGGUACGGCGGAGGGCCCGGCGGAGGGGGCCCGGGCGGCCGCGGCGGUAGCAGGCAAGGUGGACCCCACGGACACGGUCACGGUCACGGCCACGGGCACGGCCACGGCCAUGGCCACGGUCCGCCCGGAGGCCCCGGGGCCCAGAGAAUGUACAAGCAGUCUAUGGCGCAGAGAGCCCGGACAAUGGCCCUCUAUAACCCCAUCCCUGUGCGCCAGAACUGUUUCACUGUCAACCGGUCGCUGUUCAUCUUCAGCGAGGAUAACUUCGUGAGAAAAUACGCCAAAAAGAUCACCGAAUGGCCUCCAUUUGAGUGGAUGAUUCUCGCCACCAUCAUCGCCAACUGCAUCGUCUUGGCUCUGGAGCAACACUUGCCUGACGGGGACAAGACGCCGCUGUCUGAACGCCUGGACGACACAGAGCCGUACUUCAUUGGGAUCUUCUGUUUCGAGUCUGGAAUAAAGAUCCUGGCACUUGGCUUCGCCUUCCACAAGAACUCCUACUUGAGAAACGGAUGGAACGUCAUGGACUUUGUGGUGGUGCUCACAGGGAUUCUGUCCACUGUGGGCUCAGAUUUCGACUUGCGGACCCUCAGGGCUGUACGAGUUUUAAGGCCUCUCAAACUGGUGUCCGGUAUUCCCAGCUUACAGGUGGUGCUCAAAUCCAUCAUGAAGGCCAUGAUUCCCCUGCUGCAAAUUGGCCUCCUGCUUUUCUUUGCCAUCCUCAUGUUCGCCAUCAUCGGCCUGGAGUUCUACAUGGGCAAGUUCCACACGACCUGCUUCGACAAUCACACAGGUGAGAUCCGGGAAGAGUUUCCAUGCGGGACCGAGCUGCCGUCGCGGCUGUGUCCGGAAGGCACCACCUGCAGACAGUACUGGCUGGGACCAAACUACGGCAUCACCCAGUUCGACAACAUCCUGUUCGCUAUUCUCACCGUCUUCCAGUGUAUCACCAUGGAGGGCUGGACUGAGCUGCUCUACUGGAGCAACGAUGCCUCAGGGAGCGCAUGGAACUGGAUGUAUUUCAUCCCCCUCAUCAUCAUCGGCUCCUUCUUCAUGCUCAACCUGGUGCUGGGCGUGCUGUCGGGGGAGUUUGCCAAAGAGAGAGAACGCGUGGAGAACAGGAGCGAGUUCCUGAAGCUCCGAAGGCAGCAGCAGAUCGAACGAGAGCUCAACGGUUAUCUGGAGUGGAUCUGCAAAGCUGAAGAGGUCAUCUUGGCGGACGAUGAAAAUGAAAAUGAUUACGAUGGUUCCCGUAGGAGAGCCACCAAGAACCACAAGAGCAAAGCUGAGCUUCUCAACCCAGAGGAAGGGGAGGGAGACCUGGCAGUAGGUUCACCGUUUGCUCGCGCCAGCUUGAAGAGCUCCAAACUCGAAGGCUCAACUUUCAAGCGGCGGGAGCGAAGAUUACGCUUCCUUAUCCGACACGUCGUUAAGUCGCAGGCCUUCUACUGGACCGUGCUGUGCCUGGUGGGCCUCAACACGCUGUGUGUGGCUGUAGUGCACUACGACCAGCCUGAACCACUUUCAGAUUUUCUAUAUUUUGCUGAAUUCAUCUUCCUGGGGAUAUUCUUGUCAGAGAUGAUGAUAAAGAUGUAUGGCCUGGGCAAGCAGGCCUACCUCAACUCCUCCUUCAACUGCUUCGACUGCAUUGUGAUAUGUGGGAGUAUAUUUGAAGUGCUGUGGUCCAUCAUCCAGCCGGGCACGUCAUUCGGCAUCAGUGUGCUUCGAGCUCUCAGGUUAUUGAGGAUCUUCAAAGUCACCAAGUACUGGGCAUCUUUGCGUAACCUCGUCGUCUCUCUGCUCAACUCCAUGAAGUCCAUCAUCAGCUUGCUCUUCCUGCUCUUCCUCUUCAUAGUUGUCUUCGCCCUGCUGGGCAUGCAGCUCUUCGGAGGACAGUUUAAUUUUGAAAAUGGCACCCCUCCGACCAACUUCGAUACCUUCCCCGCAGCAAUAAUGACAGUGUUCCAGAUCCUGACCGGCGAGGACUGGAACAUGGUGAUGUACGAUGGCAUCAAGUCUCAGGGCGGAGUCAACAAGGGCAUGGCCUUCUCUGUCUUCUUCAUCGUCCUCACGCUUUUUGGCAACUACACUCUGCUGAAUGUGUUCUUGGCCAUCGCUGUGGACAAUCUGGCCAACGCACAGGAACUGACCAAGGAUGAGCAGGAGGAAGAGGAGGCUGCCAGUCAGAAGAUCGCUCUGCAGAAAGCCAAGGAAGUGGCUGAAGUCAGCCCGCUGUCUGCUGCCAAUCUCUCCAUUGCAGCCAACAAAGUACACAGUGAGUGUCACAACGCUACCGACCCCUUUCUGGACUGUAAGGAGCAGCAGAAGAACCACAAUAAGGGCGUCAAUAAGUCGGUGUGGGAACAGCGCACCAAGGAGCUGAGGAAGCAGACUCUGGCGUCCAGCCGCGAGGCCCUCUAUAAUGAGCUGGACCCCGACGAUCGCUGGAAGGUGAACUUUGCACGCCACAUCCGCCCAGACAUGAAGACCCACCUGGAUCGACCCUUAGUGGUGGACCCCCACGAGAACCGCAACAACAACACCAACAAGACCACUGCCAACAAUUCAGACCUCUGUGUGAGCCAGCACCAUCCCGCCGACGAGCUCAACAGGCAAACUCGCCUCCACGAGCACCACGGCCAAGUCGGAGGAGGCGGCGGAGGAGGUUCGGGACCGUCCAGGCCUCCGAUGGAGCGCGGGGAGUCCACGGAGAGCAAGCGGAGCCGCAAGGGCGAGCACCACCGAGUCUCCCAUCGGCUGGACGCUACAGUGAUUCCCGGGCCGGGCUCGGAGGAGAGGCCGUCCAGGCGCCACCACCACACCCGGAGCGGCAGUCGAGGGGGAGGACAGUCGGAACACAGGAAGCCCAGGUCGCAUCGAAAGAAUACAGAAGAUAGCGAGGAUGGCGCAGGAGGAGGUGGAAGAUCAGGAAGACAUAAGAGCAAAGGGGUGGACGGAGGUGGAGACGGAGGGGAGCACGAGGGAGCCGGCGAUGGCGGCGAGAGGAGGCCAAGAAGGAGUCGCCAUGGAAAUCAAACCGAGGGCGAAGGGAAGAGGAUGUGCCAACACAGAAGGAAGGAUUGCAGCGUCCCUAACCUCUCCACCACACGUCCCAUCCAAAAGAGCCUCUCCAGGCAGAACAGCCAGUACAGCGAGGACAUGGACAACCUCAUGAACACCAAACUGGUUUCUGGCUCGACUCCGCCCAGCGAUGGUCGCCCCAAUCCGAUCGCCAAUCACACUGUAGCCCCUGGCUUCGGAUCCGCCCUCCAUCUCGCUAACAGUGGCACCCAUGGAAGUCUGGUCACGUUGGACAGCUAUGGGAAUAUCGGACAUCACCGUGCCAACAGUGUGAUCAGGCUGCCUCACCCUGACUACACAGCUGUGGAUAUGCCAAUUUUUCCUUCCACCAAUGCCAUACUGCAAGUUAAUAAAAAUGCCAACACAGAGCCUCUGCCAGCCAAGGAGGAUAAGGACGACGACGAUGACGAGAAGGGAGGUGAAGGAGGACCAAGGCCCAUGCCUCCAUUCAGCUCCAUGUUCAUCCUGUCCACCACCAACCCGUUUCGGCGAGCCUGUCACUACAUCUGCACCCUGCGUUAUUUCGAGAUGUGCAUCCUGCUAGUUAUUGCCAUGAGCAGCAUCGCCCUGGCAGCUGAAGACCCCGUCUGGCCUGAAUCCCCUCGAAACAACGUUCUCCGCUAUUUCGACUAUGUCUUCACAGGAGUUUUCACGUUUGAGAUGCUGAUAAAGAUGGUGGAUCUGGGGUUGGUCUUGCACCAGGGCUCUUAUUUCCGGGACUUGUGGAACAUCCUUGACUUUAUAGUGGUUAGUGGUGCUCUGGUGGCCUUCGCCUUCACCCAGGCCAGCGGCGGCGGGGGGAGCAGUAAAGGAAAAGACAUCAGCACCAUCAAGUCUCUGAGGGUACUGAGAGUGUUGCGACCUCUGAAGACUAUCAAACGUCUUCCCAAACUCAAGGCUGUGUUUGACUGCGUGGUGAACUCUCUGAAGAAUGUGCUCAACAUCCUGAUCGUCUACUUACUCUUCAUGUUCAUCUUUGCUGUGGUGGCGGUGCAGCUCUUCAAGGGCCGAUUCUUUUACUGUACCGAUGAGUCCAAAGAGUUUGAGCGUGACUGCAGAGGCGAAUAUUUGGUGUAUGAACGCGAAAACGAAGUGAAGGCGCAGAAGCGGGAGUGGAAGAAGUACGAUUUCCACUACGACAAUGUGGCUUGGGCCCUUCUCACCCUCUUCACUGUGUCUACCGGAGAGGGGUGGCCGCAGGUGCUGAAACAUUCAGUGGAUGCGACCUAUGAGAAUCAGGGCCCGAGCCCAGGGUACCGGAUGGAAAUGUCCAUCUUUUACGUGGUGUACUUCGUGGUCUUCCCCUUCUUCUUCGUCAACAUCUUCGUAGCUCUUAUUAUCAUCACCUUCCAGGAACAAGGGGACAAGAUGAUGGAAGAUUACAGUUUAGAAAAGAACGAGAGAGCCUGUAUAGACUUUGCCAUCAACGCAAGGCCUCUGACGCGUCACAUGCCUCAGAACAAGCUGAGCUUUCAGUAUCGAAUGUGGGAGUUUGUGGUGUCGCCGCCGUUUGAGUACACUAUCAUGGCGAUGAUCGCACUCAACACAGUUGUGCUGAUGAUGAAGUAUGACGGAGCUUCUAAUACCUAUGAAGACGUGUUAGCCAACCUGAACAUAGUGUUUACCUCCCUCUUCUCCAUGGAGUGUGUACUCAAGAUCAUCGCAUUUGGAGCUCUGAAUUAUUUCAAAGAUGCCUGGAAUAUUUUUGACUGUGUGACAGUUCUGGGCAGCAUCACUGACAUCCUGGUUACCGAGCUUGGGGUAA